Messenger RNA from Chaetomium strumarium, 2632 nucleotides. RefSeq names its product cellobiose dehydrogenase. Gene Ontology annotation, molecular function: flavin adenine dinucleotide binding; oxidoreductase activity, acting on CH-OH group of donors. Lineage: Eukaryota; Fungi; Ascomycota; Sordariomycetes; Sordariales; Chaetomiaceae. Bases 83 to 2452 code for a protein of 789 amino acids. The transcript is spliced from 9 exons. The record is from RefSeq and is a predicted model, not a curated record.
GCCUUUGACCAGGAGAGAUGCUUGUCUUUCCUGGCUCAACCUGGUUCCGGCACCUCCUGUGACUCCCGGCUGCGUUCCAACGAUGAGACUUCUCAGCCGCAUUGGGGCGACCGCCCUCGCGGCGUCGUUGUGCCUGCAGCAAUGCGUAGCCCAGAUGACCGAGGGGUCUUACACCGACGCCGAGACGGGUAUCAAGUUGAAGACAUGGACGGCUACCGACGGAGCCCCUUUCACCUUCGGCCUGGCCUUGCCCUCUGAUGCCUUGACCAAGGAUGCCACCGAGUACAUUGGUCUUCUGCGCUGCCAAAUCGCAAAUGCCACGUCGCCCGGGUGGUGCGGUCUCUCGCACGGUCAAUCCGGUCAGAUGACGCAGGCGCUGCUGCUCGUGGCAUGGCAAUCCAAGGGGACGGUUUACACGUCGUUCCGCUAUGCCACCGGCUACACCCUGCCCGGAGUCUACACGGGCGAUGCCAAGCUGACCCAGAUCUCGACCAACGUCACCGACACCAGUUUCGAGCUGCUCUACCGGUGCCAGAACUGCUUUGCGUGGAGCCAGGAGGGGACCACGGGAAGCGUAUCGACGAGCCAAGGAAACCUGGUCCUCGGUCACGCGGCGGCCAAGCAGGGGCUGGAAAAUCCCACCUGCCCGGACCAAGCCACCUUCGGCUUCCACGAUAACGGGUUUGGGCAGUGGGGUGCGCCGCUUGAGGGUGCCAACCAGGCCUCGUACACUGAGUGGGCGGCGCUGGCCACAAAGACGCCUGCCACUACCUGCGACGGUCCCGGCGGCCCCAUCGCGGAGUGCAAGCCCGCCCCCACGACGACGUACGACUACAUUGUCGUUGGGGCCGGCGCGGGCGGCAUUCCGGUUGCCGACAAACUCAGUGCGGCCGGCCACAAGGUUCUGCUCAUCGAAAAGGGGCCGCCUUCGACCGGCAGGUGGAAGGGGACCAUGAAGCCGCAGUGGCUGGAAGGCACCGAGCUGACCCGCUUCGACGUCCCGGGCCUAUGCAAUGAGAUCUGGGUCAACUCUGCCGGCGUGGCCUGCACCGAUACCGAUCAGAUGGCAGGCUGUGUCUUGGGCGGUGGGACUGCUGUCAACGCUGGUCUUUGGUGGAAGCCUAAUUCCAAGGACUGGGAUUACAACUGGCCCAACGGUUGGAAGUCUAAGGACCUCGCUGCCGCAACAAGCCGCGUCUUCAGCCGGAUCCCGGGCACGUGGCACCCGUCUGUGGACGGCAAGCUUUACCGGCAGGAGGGAUAUGACGUCCUCACCAGCGGUCUCGCCAAGUCCGGGUGGAAGCAGGUGGUUGCCAACGACGCGCCCAACUCGAAGAACCGCACCUUCGCCCACACUCACUUCAUGUUCUCCAACGGCGAGCGGGGCGGCCCGCUGGCGACCUACCUCGUUACGGCGGACGGACGGUCGAACUUCGACCUGUGGACCAACACGGCCGUGAGAAGGGCGAUCCGCACGGGAAGCCAGGUUACGGGUGUUGAGCUGGAGUGCCUGACCAACGGCGGCUUCAGCGGCACCGUCAAGUUGAACCCCAAGGGCGGUGUCAUCUUCUCGGCCGGUGCUUUCGGUACGGCGAAGCUGCUAUUCCGCAGCGGUGUCGGCCCGGAGGAUCAGCUCCAGAUCGUCGCCAAUUCGAAGGACGGCGCGACCUUCACUCCCAAGAGCGACUGGAUCAAGCUGCCCGUGGGCAAGAACCUGAUCGACCACCUCAAUACUGACCUGAUCAUCACGCACCCCGAUGUCGUCUUCUACGACUUUUACGAGGCGUGGGAUUCCCCCAUCGAGAGCGACAAGAACUUGUACCUCGAUAAACGGUCUGGUAUCCUGGCGCAGGCUGCACCGAACAUUGGCCCGAUGAUCUGGGAAGAGGUCACCCCCUCGGACGGCAUCCUCCGCCAGUUCCAGUGGACCGCCCGUGUCGAGGGCGAUUCCCGCCAGACCAACUCGACGCACGCCAUGACCCUGAGCCAGUACCUCGGCAGAGGUGUCGUCUCGCGCGGCCGCAUGGCCAUCACUCCCUCGCUGGACACCGUCGUCGCCGAGGCCCCCUAUCUCCACAACGCCGGCGAUAAGGAGGCCGUCAUCACGGGGAUCAAGAACCUGAUGGCCGCGCUGAACGUCAUCCCCAACAUCACCUGGGUCCUGCCCCCGCCCGACGGGACCGUCGAGGAUUAUGUCAACAGCCUCCCCGUGACACCCGCAGCUCGGCGCGCCAACCACUGGAUGGGCACGGCCAAGCUGGGCACCGACGAUGGCCGGAAGGGCGGCGGCACGUCGGUGGUGGACCUCAACACCAAGGUGUACGGCACCGACAACCUGUUUGUCGUGGACGCGUCCAUCUUCCCGGGCAUGAGCACCGGCAACCCGUCGGCCAUGAUCGUCAUUGCGGCGGAGCAGGCGGCCGGCAAGAUCUUGGCUUUGAGGGGUCGGUGAAGGAGAAACGGGGGAAAGGGUCUUGAUAGUAAGGCUGCGGUCUGCGGAUGUAACGUGUAUGUAUAGGGGGUUUAUUACGACGAAGAAAUAAGUAGGGGGCUUUUCGCCCAUCCCUCUGACAGCCACUCCUUGAGAAGUAUGCAGCGUUGAUCUUGUGGGAAAACUCUGAAACAAAGAAAC